This is a messenger RNA of Lycium ferocissimum, 3212 nucleotides long. RefSeq names its product two-component response regulator ARR12-like. NCBI's taxonomy places the organism in Eukaryota, Viridiplantae, Streptophyta, Magnoliopsida, Solanales, Solanaceae. Bases 1093 to 3048 code for a protein of 651 amino acids. Gene Ontology annotation, molecular function: DNA-binding transcription factor activity; DNA binding. The record is from RefSeq and is a predicted model, not a curated record. The transcript is spliced from 6 exons. Gene Ontology annotation, biological process: cytokinin-activated signaling pathway; phosphorelay signal transduction system.
ACAGAAGACCAUAUAUAUAUGUUCAAUUAACUGGCAGUUGCAUAAAAAAUUAUAGCUUUAUGUCCAUUUAUAACAUUGUCCAAAACCAUAAAAACCAAUUUUUUUUUACUACCAAUGUCUUUUUGUGAUAAGAGAAAAAGCAAAAGACAAACACAGUGUAAACUUCAACAUUUUUUUUUCCACACGUACAGCUUUACUUACUACAACUCAAAGUUCCAAUCUUGUCUCCUUUUUUUCUCUCUUUAAAGAUCUCUCUUAUUUUUAUUCAGUUAUUUCAAUUAUUCACUGUUUUUAUUUUCUGGGGUUAUCAGAAAGAUUCUUGAAAAGUGACCCUUUUUGUAAUUUUGUGUUUUUAUGCUAAAGUUGUAAUCUUUUUCCUCAGAUUAAUCUUUUUUUCUCUUGUCGGUGUGUUUAGUUUGUGGUUUUUAUGCUAAAGUUGUAAUCUUUUUGCUCAAAAUAAUAUUUUUUUCUCUUUUGGGGUGUGUUUAACUUGUGGUUUUUAUGCUAAAGUUGUAAUCUUUUUGCUCAAAAUAAUAUUUUUUUCUCUUUUGGGGUGUGUUUAAUUUGUGGUUUUUAUGCUAAAGUUCUAAUCUUUUUCUUCAAAUUAAUCUUUUUUCUGUUGUGGGUGUGUUUAAUUUGUGGUUUUUGUGCUGAAGUUCUAAUCUUUUUGCUCAUAUUAAUCUUUUUUCAAUUGUGGGCUUUGUUUAAUUUGUGGUUUUUAUGCUAAAGUUGUAAUUUUUUCCCUGAAAUUAAUCUUUUCUCUCUUAUUGGUGUGUUAAAUUUUUUGUUUUUAUGUUAAAGUUGUAAUCUUUUUGUUCAAAUUGUUCUGUUUUUUUUUUUUUUUCUUGUGGAUGUGUUUAUUUGGUGAUUUUUAUGCUAAAGUUGUAAUCUUUUUGUUCAAAUUAAUCUUUUUUCUCUUGUGGGUGUGUUUAAUUUGUGGUUUUGAUGCUGAAGUUGUAAUCUUUUUGUUCAGAUUGAUCUUUUUUUCCUUGUGGAUGCGUUUAUUUUGUUGUUUUUAUGCUAAAGUUGUAAUCUUUUUGUUUAAAUUGAUCUUUUUUAUCUUGUGCGUGUGUUUAAUUUGCGGUUCUUGAAAUGACUGUGGAUGAAAUAAGAGGAAAUAUGGAGAAGUAUGAUAAUUUUCCAGUUGGUAUGAGAGUUCUUGCUGUUGAUGAUGACCCUAUUUGUUUGAAGCUUUUGGAUCAAUUGCUUAGGAAAUGUCAAUAUCAAGUAACUACGACAAGUCAGGCAAGAACGGCGUUGAAGAUGUUGAGGGAAAACAGAGAUAGAUUUGACCUGGUAAUCAGUGAUGUCCACAUGCCUGAUAUGGACGGCUUUAAACUUCUGGAGCUUGUUGGUCUCGAGAUGGAUCUUCCCGUCAUAAUGUUGUCAGCAAACAGUGAUUACAGACUUGUAAGGAAAGGAAUAACUCACGGUGCUUGUGACUAUUUGCUGAAACCUAUCCGGCUUGAGGAGCUGAAGAAUAUAUGGCAACAUGUAAUAAGGAAAAAGAUAGUUGAGCCUAAGAACCACAACAAAACGGAUGAUCAAGACAAGGUUCACCAGGAAGGCGGAGUAGGUGAAAGAGGAUCCCAGCGUGCAGAUCAAAACGGGAAGGUUAACAAGAAAAGGAAGGAUGAAGAAUACGAAAGUGAUGAAAAUGGAAAUGACGAUGAAGAAGAUGCAACAACUCAGAAGAAACCUCGUGUUGUUUGGUCUAUAGAUCUUCACAAGAAGUUUGUUACAGCAGUUCAUCAGUUAGGCCUUGAAAAAGCUGUCCCUAAGAGGAUUCUUGAUCUGAUGAAUGUUGAAGGACUUACAAGAGAGAAUGUGGCUAGCCAUCUCCAGAAGUAUAGGCUCUUCUUGAAAAGGAUCAGCACGCAAGAAGCCCAGCAAGCAAACAUGGUUGCCGCCGCACUAGGGGGUAAAGAUUCUGCGUAUAUGCGAAUGGGUUCACUGGACGGGCUUGGUGAUCUUCGAACAUUGGCUGGAUCAGGAAGGUUCGGUCAGGCUAGCUUAUCAUCAUCAUAUUCAUCAGGAGGUGGCAUGCUUGGCAGACUAAAUAGUCCUUCUGGUGUAAGCCUUCGCAAUCUGCAUUGUCAAAAUUUGAGCAACAACUCCAUCAAUGCCCUGACGAAAUUGAAUCCCAAUGUUCCACCUGCUAGUCAGAACGCUAAUUUAUUCCAAGGGAUUCCUGCAUCAUUCGAGCUUGGUCAAUUGCAGCAGAGUACGUGUACCACACGCAGUGGAGAAUUGAAUCCUUUGGUUGGUAGCUCAAACAGCUCUUUGUCCAAUGUCCCAAAUAAUCCUAUUUUGCUUCAUGUGAACUCCCAGCCUUCUUUCAACAUAGCUUCUUUUGGUUCAGAGGCCUUUAAUACUGGUGUAAGUGGUUCGUCCAAUUUUCUGGACCAUGAAAGAUAUAACGAGAAUUGGAAAAACUCUAUAAAGCCUCUGAAGUUCCAGUCAAGCUCCUUUCCGUUUACUGGUCAGCCUUUCGGCAACAGCCAUUUGCCUCUGGACGGGGUGCGAGACAAUGGUACUUCAGCUGUCCCUCAUUUGCAGAACAACCCUGUUGAUUUCUCUUCCUCCUCCAUAGUUUCGCUACCUUUCGAAGCUUCAAGAGGAGAAACACAAUGCCGUGAAACUUUAGGGGGUGCUGUUCAACGGUGGCCGGAUCAGAACCAACAUUAUUCCCACAACUCAAACAAUAUUUUUGCCAAUAGUGGAAGGGCCUCUUUAACCAAUCCAAUGGACCAAAAUAAUGAUAUGUUCUGCAGAAGGGUAGAGACGUCUUUGACUGGCAGAUCAAAUGCGGGUUGUUCUUCAAUGCUCAUACAACAUAGUGAGAGUGAAAAUCUAACUCCUGACUCAAGGUCGAGGACGAACGAAGGCUACCUCUUCCAGACGACAAAGCAACAUGCUGGUUUUCUUCCUCAGGGCUAUGGCUCCCUUGAUGAUCUAAUGAGUGCAAUGAAAUGGGAGCAAGAUGGAGCCUUGUUACAAGGGGGAGAAUUCGGAUUUGAUGCUUAUUCUCCUGGUUCAGGUUUAUGAUGUUUUGUAACUAGCCAGUUAGGAAGAGAGUAUCUAGGGACAUGGCAAAGUUUUAUUUGCUCAUUUAGGAGUCUAAAAAUAUGCCUACAAUGCCUUCUUUUUCGAUGUCCUUUUUCAAAUUCGGGAACAUUGUUAUCGAUCGUAGAAAACACUUGAAAUGCUAA